Molecule: messenger RNA, 745 nt
Organism: Mycena indigotica
Lineage: Eukaryota; Fungi; Basidiomycota; Agaricomycetes; Agaricales; Mycenaceae
Exons: 4
Coding region: 1-483 (160 amino acids)
Source: RefSeq, a predicted model, not a curated record
AUGCGAAGGAGCAGGCCCACGGUGAGCGCGACACAGACCAUCCUGGUGGCAGAGAUACGCGCGGAAGAUGUGCCGCAGCGGGUCUUUGAAUGGUUCGUGAGCGAAAGGUCCCCCGACCCCGAGCGGUUUUUGCGCGACGGUGGUCGGGCUGUCGCUCCCAAUCUGCGAUGGCCUCUACAUGCCUCAUAUCCAAGAAAAGCGGCUUCGUCGACAGACGGGGGGCGUCGUGGCUCACAGUCCCUCUUUGCGGACCCUGGUCCCUGGAACACGCAGCGGGCCCUGUUUCUGCUGCUGCCUCGGGCGCUUUGGGAGAGAAAGAGAGAGGGAUGUUGUGGAAUGCGGAUACGAUCCGAAUCAUCCGAUUCUGCGUGGCCGACAGCCUGGCUUUCAAGAAGGGUGCCGCUCUAUACGCAGCUACCCCGCAGCACGGGCAGGCCAGCACUCGACAAACAUGUCUCCGCUCCUCCUCAAUGUCAUCCAUGAAUUCUUCCCUCGCAGUUGGCUCGCUUGACCAUGCUCAUGUUUCGAAACAUUCCUGUGUAUGCACACCUUCCGCGACAUCAAUACCUGCGAUGCCAAACGUUUCUAGAGGCAGCGCCCUCUCCGACGACGUUCUUCCUCCCCGUCUUUACGGCCGUCACACCGUCACAGUCACGCUGUCAGCGACGCUUUCGCUGUGCUUCCCCUGCGCACAUAUCGACUAUAUCCCAUGAUGCAAUGGACACUAUACAUUGCCUCUAAUUCU